AAUUAUUUACUGCAGAUAAGCAGACCUCUUUUGCACAGUUUUGCGGGUCCACAGAUCAGUCCACAGAUCUUAGAAUCUACACUUGCAGCCAUGACUACAGCAGGAAAGGUAAUCAGGUGCAAAGCGGCUGUAGCCUGGGGUCUCAGCCAGCCUCUGGUCAUAGAGGAGAUCGAAGUGGCCCCCCCCAAAGAAAGGGAGGUCCGCAUCAAGAUCGUGGCGACGGCGGUGUGUCACACGGACCUCUACUUCCUGCGUGAGAGGUCGAGCAGCGAGGGCUUCCCAGCAGUGCUGGGCCACGAGGGCGCGGGGAUUGUGGAAAGCGUGGGCCCUGGAGUGAGCAGACUCAAAGCAGGGGACAGGGUAAUACCCCUGUUUGUUUCCCAGUGUGGGGAGUGUCGCUUCUGCUUGAACCCUGAGACCAACCACUGCAACAUGAACUGGUCAAGCCUGAGGCCUGGAAAGAGGUAUGAUUUGGCAUCAGACACCACGUCACGGAUGACGUGCAAGGGACAGACCCUCCUUCAGUCCAUGGGGACCAGUACCUUCUCAGAGUACACUGUGGUCAGUGAGAUUGCAGUGGCCAAAAUUCCUGACUCUGCCCCGCUGGACAAGAUGUGCUUGCUGGGCUGUGGUGUCUCCACAGGUUACGGUGCCGCCAUUAACACUGCCAAGGUCAAACCCGGCUCCACCUGUGCCGUGUUCGGACUCGGUGCCGUGGGUCUGGCAGCGGUGAUGGGCUGCAAGGCCGCUGGUGCCGCCAGGAUCAUCGCAGUUGACAUCAACGAGGACAAAUUUGAAAAGGCGAAGCUGUUUGGUGCCACCGAGUUCAUCAACCCCAGGAAGCACAGCAAACCCAUCCAGCAGGUGCUGGCUGAGAUGAGCGAUGGAGGUGUGGACGUCUCCCUGGAGUGUACCGGCAAUGUGGAUGUUAUGAGAAGUGCGCUUGAGUCUUGCGUGAAGGGCUGGGGGGUCAGUGUGGUGGUGGGCUACACAGACACCCACGAUGUGUCCACUCGGCCCAUUCAGCUACUCAGCGGGCGCACAUGGAAGGGCUCGCUGUUCGGAGGCUAUAAGAGUGUGGAGAGUGUCCCAAUGCUGGCCAACGACUACAUGACCAACAAGCUCAAGUUGGAUGAGUUUGUGAGCCAUACUCUACCCCUGGACAGCAUUAACGAGGCCUUUGACCUUUUGGUUCAAGGGAAAAGCAUUCGAACAGUCCUAAAGGUGUCUGCAGGAAACUGAGAAGUGCCGCGACCUGCCUUGUGUUUAAAGAUUCAUGACUUCUGGUUCGCUGAAGAAAAUUCAUUCUUACCGCUCAUAAUAAUAUUCACUGCUGCUCGUGAUUCACGGCUCUAUCCUCGAUUGUCCUUCGCCUGGGUUACCAGUUGCACUUUUGUAAUUCCAGCCCUGAAAAAUAAAGCGACGAUAACAGAUCCGA
Messenger RNA from Brienomyrus brachyistius, 1438 nucleotides. RefSeq names its product alcohol dehydrogenase 1-like. NCBI's taxonomy places the organism in Eukaryota, Metazoa, Chordata, Actinopteri, Osteoglossiformes, Mormyridae. Gene Ontology annotation, biological process: formaldehyde catabolic process. The record is from RefSeq and is a predicted model, not a curated record. Gene Ontology annotation, cellular component: cytosol. Bases 91 to 1242 code for a protein of 383 amino acids. The transcript has 10 exons. Gene Ontology annotation, molecular function: S-(hydroxymethyl)glutathione dehydrogenase [NAD(P)+] activity; zinc ion binding.